Molecule: messenger RNA, 1146 nt
Organism: Solanum stenotomum
Lineage: Eukaryota; Viridiplantae; Streptophyta; Magnoliopsida; Solanales; Solanaceae
Product: protein trichome birefringence-like 8
Exons: 2
Coding region: 6-791 (261 amino acids)
Cellular component (GO): Golgi apparatus
Molecular function (GO): O-acetyltransferase activity
Source: RefSeq, a predicted model, not a curated record
UUCUCAUGGAUCUCCCACCACUUUCUCAUCAACAAGAAAACAACAACAAGAAUAAUAAUCUCUUGUUCAAAUUUGUAAAGAAAUAUAUGUAUCAUGUAUUAUUUUUUCUAUUUUUAUUCUUUUCUUCUAUUCUUUUCUACAAUUUACUAAGCCCACUUUAUCAUGACCCUCUCGUAAUUGGCAAUAUUAGUUUUUUUUCCAAAAAUUCUACUUGUGAUUACUCUUAUGGAAAAUGGAUUUGGGAUGAAAAAUAUGUUGUUGAUCAAUAUAAUGAGAAUUGUCCUUUCUUGGAUCCCGGUUUCCGGUGCCGGAAAAGUGGUCGCCGGGAUAUGGAUUACCGGAAGUGGCGAUGGCAACCUCAACAUUGUCAUCUUCCAAGGUUCAAUGCAAAGGAUUUCCUCGAACGUAGUCGAAAUGGUCGAAUAGUGUUUGCUGGAGAUUCAAUUGGAAGAAACCAAUGGGAAUCUAUGAUAUGUAUGUUAGCACAAGGUGUAUCUAACCAAUCCACCAUAUAUGAAGAAUUUGGAAACCCCAUAACCAAACACAGAGGUUAUCUCUCUAUGAAAUUUCAAGAGUACAAUCUUACUGUUGAAUAUUACAGAGUACCUUUCCUCGUAGUCGUUGAUCGUCCUCCCGCGAAUGCAUCGAAAGAAGUGAGAGGAGUGAUCAGACUUGAUAAGCUGCACUGGUAUUUCACAAAGUGGGUUGAUGCAGAUGUAAUUAUAUUCAAUGCUGGACAUUGGUGGAAUGAAGACAAAACUAUUAACAUGUAUGAAUCCCAAGUGCUUUAGCAAUAAUCAAAUAUAUCUGGAUUCUUUGACCAUAAGAACUUCACCAAUCACUAACAUUACACAAAUGUAUUGCAGGGGCAUCCAUUUCCAGGAAGGAACAACGGUGAACAUGACGAUGGAUGUUGUGGAAGCUUUUCAAAGAUCCUUGAAUACUUGGGCGUCGUGGGUGAUUCAAAAUACCAAGCCUGAAAAGAGUCACAUCUUCUUCCGCAGCGUUUCACCAGUACACUACAGGUAAGUACUUUGUAGGAACUAAUCAGUUGCAAUACAAAUACAGUAUACUAACUGACGCUAGUGGAACUGAAUUUGGUUAAAUUGAUUUGCAGGGAUGGAGCAUGGAAUGAAGGUGGCCAUU